Pristis pectinata (smalltooth sawfish) is the source of this 6248-nucleotide messenger RNA. Its product is annotated as transmembrane channel-like protein 6. The record is from RefSeq and is a predicted model, not a curated record. The transcript has 23 exons. Gene Ontology annotation, molecular function: mechanosensitive monoatomic ion channel activity. Gene Ontology annotation, cellular component: plasma membrane. Lineage: Eukaryota; Metazoa; Chordata; Chondrichthyes; Rhinopristiformes; Pristidae. Bases 381 to 2795 code for a protein of 804 amino acids.
GGGCAGUGUAACAAAGUAGCAGCAACAACAAUCAGCGUUCCAAGAAGAGAUACAAAAGAUUCCCCCAGCUGGAGAUCGCUCAAUCUAUCAGCAGUAAGACUGUUCACAUUUUAAAAGUGGGUCUGUGGAUAAAAGUUAACUUGCAAGUUUACCGAAGAAUUAUUCAAGUACUGUCGACUUAGUGAGGUUUGUCAUCCCUCAACCUCCUUCGCUGCAGGGGAAACAAGCCCAGUCUAUCCAAUCUAUCCUGAUAACUAAAGUCCUCCAAUCCAGAUAACAUCCAGGUGUCAAAGGUAUGGAAUGAUUUAUUGAGAACGCGCUUGAAACAGACUGAGCAGACUUAAUCAAAACUACAAUUCUGAAGCGAUCACCUAAACACCAUGGCAUGCAAUGUGAACCUUGAGCUAGAUAGUUUUGAUUGUAUUCCAGCGAUCAGUGACAAUGGUCCUGCUUCUCCUGAUUCUUGCUUUGAUGAAAAUCUCGUUCAUGAUUCCUUCGCUCAUCUGAUCUCCGAGCACAGCCAUGAAGAAUGUGACCCAUCAGCAGUGACUGAGUUGGAGGAAAUGCCUGGUAUGGGGAUAGAAAAUUUGGGAUACUGUGGAUCACCUGCUCAGGCAGAAGGAUGGCUCGAUGUUGACUGCUAUGAUCCAGCUACCAUGAAGGUCCUCUCCUUCAUGCCUAGUCGAACCAUAGGUCGGUCAAGGGGUGCAAUUAUCUCUGAAUAUUAUAAUCGCACAUUGAAAUUACGGCGAAAAAGAAAUCGGCCAUCGUUGAAAGACAUGCCUCGAUCUAUGAGACCAAGCAUACGGGAUGCAGUUGCAGUAGAUGGAAAUUAUGAAGAAGAAUUGGAAAAGAAAAAACUCUUAAGUGAGUUGAAGCAGAUACCAGCGAGUGAUCGUGCUAAGAUGCUACAGAGUAUGCCUCUGAAUCUCUCAAUGAAACGGGAGCUUAGGCGUAUGGCACCAAACAAGGAUUUCAGUGACAGUCCUCUUGAAAAGAAUCGUCUCUCACGUUGGAGCCGUGCAAAAUACAGUCUGAUCAUUGCUGUCAGACAGUGUUGGUAUGGAUUUCUCUCCUUUCUACACUCGUUGCAGUUAUGGCAGAUUGCCCAGAAGCAAAUUAGUGGUCGCUUUGGGAUCGGUGUGCUUUCCUACUUUAUCUUCCUCAAGAUGCUGCUAAAGUUCAAUUUUUUCCUCCUUAUCCUGAACCUUUGUUUCAUUGUAAUUCCUCAAGCUACUAAUCUGCCUGAAGCAACAAAAGGAAACUUUGUCGGAUUAGAGCUUCUGUAUGGCACUGGUUAUUUCACAGACACAGUUCUGUAUCAUGGUUAUUAUACUAACAACACUUGGAAUAUCUUGAGUGGUCUGGGAUACAACGGUAGCUCUAUUAAUGUACCAUAUAACAUGCCGAUAGCAUACCUCUACACUGUUGGAACUUCCUUUUUCAUCACCUGCAUUAUUCUGGUUCAUUGCUUAUCCAAAGCAUUUGGAGAGAGUUACCGAGUGGGCAGUGGCUACCGUGAUCUGGCAGUGAAAGUUUUCUGCUUUUGGGAUUUUAAAGUAACUCAAAAACAGUCAGUUGAGUUAAAUUACGAGGACAUCAGCACCCAGCUGAAGGAAUUUCUUACUGAGCAUAAUUUCCGUGCUGAGCGCUUGAACAUUUUUCAAUGGUUUGUUAAUCUGUCUGUUCACUUUCUGGGCUGGCUGCUGUCCUUGGGGAGUGCUGUUGGUUGUGCUGUUGGAGUCUAUUAUUACUCUGAAAAAGUGCUGAAGGAUUAUUCGGAAAGAAUCCAACGGAGAAUGUCUGAAAAAGAAGCAGAGGGUAGCUUGCUAGGAAUUCCUAUUCUUGUGUCAGCAAUCAAUUUUGUGAUGCCAUAUAUUUACAACUUAAUUGGAUUAUUGGAAAAAUAUGACUUUCCACAGCAACGAAUCUAUGUUUCUAUUACCAGAAAUCUGGUGUUGAAGAUGUCCAUCAUAGGACUGCUUUGUUUUCAUUGGAUAGGAGGAAAUACCACAAAAAUAACAGAAAUAUCAUGUUGGGAAACUUUUGUAGGACAAGAGUUAUAUCGCUUAGUGGUGGUUGAUUUUAUAUUCAUUAUCCUGGAAACAGCAUUCGGAGAAUACGUCUGGAGAUUAGUUUGUAUUAAACUGCUGAAACGGAAAAGAAAACCUGAGUUUGACAUUGCCAGGAAUGUGUUGGAUUUGAUCUAUGGACAGACCCUCACAUGGGUGGGUCUGUUAUUUGCACCAUUGAUACCUGCCAUUCAAAUCAUCAAAUUUGUUGUUGUUUUCUACAUUAAAAAGCUUAGUUUGAUGAUGAACUGUCAGCCUCCACGCAAACUCUGGCGUGCAUCUCAUAUGAUGACAAUCUUUAUUAGUCUUCUGUGUUUCCCUUCAUUCCUUGGAGCCACUCUUGCUCAUCUCUAUUCUGUAUGGCGUGUAAAACCAUCACAAACGUGUGGUCCCUUCCGAACGCUGAAUAACAUGUAUGAUUCUGCAAAGAUUUGGAUGAAUCAGCUGGAGAGUAAAGAUUCUAAAUUUAUCUGGUUUCCAUGGAUUCACAAAUACUUGGUGGAAAAUCCUUUUUUCUUCCUUUUCGCAUCAGGCAUCCUUCUUAUAGUAAUUUAUUUCCACUGGCAAGUUCUGGAUGGUCAAAGGAAGAUAAUUAAAUUAUUAAAUGAACAAAUUAGGAAUGAGGGGGAUGACAAAAAAUUUCUUAUUGGCAAACUUAAAGAUUUCAACAAAAAGAAAUUUAAAUCUCAGAAAAAGCAAAUGCAAGAGGAAACUGAGGUUUGAUCCUCUGUAAAGAACAAACCGUCUCUGAGGAAGGCGAUACACAAGAUGGGGUUAAGUUUCAUCCUAUUGCCUAGAACAUAACUUGGAGGAGCAAAUCACACAUGUAACUGAAGACAUUGAAAUGAAAACUGAUUCCAGAAGGGAUUCUUGUAUCUAACAGAAUUAUCUAUUUUUCCGUGUUGAAGUUUAAAUCCAGGUCUCUGAGAGCAAAGUUGAGUGUUCUUCUGACAUGCUGGAUCUCACCAUUCAACAAACUUUUAUUUUUAAGAGCAAUUUACUGUUUCUCUUUUGAAGUAAAGAUAGAAGAAUUCUUCUGAGAAGAAGAUGAUCAAUAUUUGGUUAAGAAUUUUCCUGGCUAUGAGAAUACAUUACAGUUUAUUUCUCAAAGCUUUUUACAUCUUUCUCAUGGAAUAGUUUCAUCCUGAUGAUUACUAGAAGGGAAGAAGAAAUCACCACUGGUUAUGUAACUAACAUUGACGGUGCAAAAAACUGGAAAAGCAGUUACAACCUGACUGUGAAUUUUUACUUGAUGCCUGUAAUUGUUCUUUUUGUUUAUAUACGCAUCUGCACUUUACAUUGGUAAAUCUAUGGUUGUCCAUUAUCCAAAAAUGGAACCAAAGCAACAACAACCACUUGCACAAAUCCCUAUCAAUUAUAUUGUAGUACCUAUUACAGGUGUGUCUAUUUUAGUUCAUUGGACUAUGUCACUUGGGUGAUAAAAAUCAGUCUGUUUUAUCUACUCCUAGACAGUCCCCCAGGAUUAAGGAUGUCUUGUUUCCUCUCUGGCAUUGUGGGUUCUGAGGUGACUCAUCAGGCCACAGCCUCUUCCAUAGAUGGGGCAGGAGAUGAUUGAUGGGGGAGGUGGGUAGGUAGUUUGUAAAGUGGUAGGCUCCCUCUGCUGUUUAUUCAGGGUCUGGGUCAGUCCUAAUGACAGCUGCGGAUUCUGAGAAUUUGCAUCUGAGUAAAGUUCUAAAUUAAACUGAUUAACAAGUGCUAGAAUUAGUCAGGAUUCAGUGAGUUUCUCUGAAAGUGCGUGGUUCUGGAGGGGUCCGAGGCUUCAUCUAAUAUUGGUGGUAAUGGCCAAAUACAUGGUGCAAAGUAUUACAUUUAUUUCAAUGUGACUUUCAGCUAUAUUCUUUGGCUUAUAAUUCACUUUUCAAACAAGAACAUAGCUUUAAAAAAAACCUUUUAUGUAGCAUAAUGAAUUCAUCUAAAUUUCCAAUAGUUUAUUUCUACUGCAUUUGUAAACAUGAAUGCUCACUUCAAAGUGACAAAGAAUAAAAUACUGUUGCAAUGUACUGAGGGACUUUUUUUACAUCGGUAGUUUACAUAAUCUGGAACAAACUGUUGGUAUUCUCCCUUUGUUUAAAAUUCUGAAGUGAGAUACUGACUGCUCUACGAAGACCAGGAGAGCUGAUCUGGCAGAUACCUCCACAGCAAUCUGCAAAUGUUGUUAAUUAGACAAGGACUGUGUUUGAAAUCUAACUCUUUUACGUAUUUAUAUUCAUAUUGGAAACUACUUUAACUCACAUUGGUUUUGCACAUUUCAGGAUCAAACUGAUACUGCAGCUCUUCCCUUUGACAUGUAAUUAUCUACCAAAUGAUAAGUUUAGGUGGACGAUUAAAAAAAUUUGUUUAUUAUCCAUCUGAGCCGAUGAGUGAAAAAGUAUUCUGAAUUGCCCCUUUUUUUUAAAUACUGCACAAUGGCACACUUCAAAAGUGGGUUCUAUGUUCAACAUGUUUUUCAUGCUAGUUCAAUGGCUUUCAAUACAGUAAAUUGCAAUUGGUCAUUGAAGAGGAAUACAUGUACAAAAUACCACUAUUUUAAACUGUGGUGACUGGCAUUUGUUGCCUGCACCUGAUAACCAAUUGCACCAGAUUUUAAAUGUUCUUUUCUUUUGAAUCAUUUAGUGCCUAAUUAUUUGGGGCUGUGCAGUCAAUGUACAUAAGUAUAGAAUAUUCUGUCAAAUGUAACUACAUUUCUGUAUGUUUAUAUUUAUUUGUAUAAAGGGCUAAACAAUAGAGUUUUGUCAACAGAGCAUUUGUUGUUGAAUUUUAAUAAGAAAAUUAUACUUGCACCCCAAUCCCAAGUAUGGUUCAACGCUGGCCAAAAUGAACUUUUUUUUAAUGCCCACCAUGUAAAAUGAUGCACUGCAAUCAAACUUCAUUAUGUGUCACCGAAUCAAUCUCGGAGAUGCAUCCUACAUUACUAAAAUGAACUGAAUUCUUAAAAUGUACUGAAACUUGAAAUUUGUUUGUUGUCUUGGAAAAUCUCAUUUCUAACAUCAUUUAAGGUGCCAUAAAUCCAAUAUUUGCAUGCAUAUAUCUGUGUGGCGAUGUAUUUGUUUCUUUCUAUACAAGCAUUCUAUAUUUUUGAUGCCUGUAUGCUAUGUAUCUGCAUAGUCUUUUGUAUAACUUAUGUGCCAGCUUCAAAUCAGAAAAUGUGCAAACAUGGCCAGUAGUUUAGCAAGUAAUAUUCUUAUAUUAAAUGAAGUCUGAUUAAAUCCAUUCAUUGCAAACAUAAUAGAGAAACACAAAAGUUCCUUUGUUAAUGAGUGCACACGGUACACCUUCAGCUUGCAGGACAUACUUCAUUUUAGCAAUAAUCAUAUGAGAUGCCUGUAAAAUAUUGGCAUGGGUACCAGAGAGAUUAUGUUAACAUGGAUGCCAAUGAAAGGUUAUCAACCUGGAACAUUAACUCAGUGUCUCUUUUCUCUGCCUCUGUAUUUAUUAAUUUCCUGCCUUUUACUUUUGCAGAGCUGUAAAAGCAUGAUCAAUGACAUUCUUGUUUUUCACUGUUACAACCUAAUUGCAGUGAACAGCAAAACAAUGUACAGCAAUUAGAAAUAUUGUACACCACUAACUGUGUAAUAUCAAAGCAUGUAAAAUCAGAUUCAAAGCAGAGAGAAAAGGCCAGUCAGCCAAUCAUAAAGGUGUGCUGUGAGAGUAAUAAUUUUCUCCUGUUCAUUUGGCUUUGAUUCUUUUCCACACCAUUUUUUUUCCAUGUUUUCAUCCACUUUUGAGAGCUAUUACAUGCUUUGCUAAUUCCAAUAUUUCUGACAAUAAUUCUGUCCUCGAUCAUCAAUCACCUAAUUGCUCUUUUCAUUUUUUUGUCAUAGAGAUAAAUUUUGUUAUACUUAGUACCUACUCAUCACAUCAAUUCUGUUGGAAAGGGGCCAGUUCUUUUAGUUUCUUGUGAUGACAUCCCUCACUUGUUACUUUCUUGGAUAUUGCUAUAUGUAUACAGAGUAAAUUUUGCCAUUUGCUUUUGUAUUCAAUGCAUGUUUUUUUUUCUAUAAAAGGAUGCCAUUGGCUUUUUAAAACACCUUUACCAAUUGUAAUCCUACUUUUCUAGAUUGCUGUGCAUCUGAGUUUCUCAGAUACAGUAAAUAAAUUGGUAAUACAAGUCAUGGAAUUCUUGCUGGCCUAAAAAGGCAUGCUAAAUUGGUGAUG